Molecule: messenger RNA, 1556 nt
Organism: Symbiodinium sp. CCMP2592
Lineage: Eukaryota; Dinophyceae; Suessiales; Symbiodiniaceae
Source: the annotation of a GenBank genome assembly
GUCAGACGGACAAUGGCCGAAUAUGCGCUGUCAGCGUCCGCACCUGCCCGGAGCCCGCGGAGCAGGAGCCAGAGGCAGAAGAUGGCGAAGGCUCCGAGGCCUCUUCGGUGGAGGUCGACGUCGAGGAAGAUCUGAAGUGUGGCUUCUGCCAGGACAAGGCGGCAGGGAAGGAGAGCAUUGAAGAUUUCCUGGUCGACAAGCUCAAGUUGCCGAUCAACGUGCUUGGCGAGACGGCGACUUGCGUCUUCCAUGCGGUCUUCGAUGGGCAUGGUGGUCCGUACUGUGCAGAGCAUGUGUCCACCCACUUGGCCAAGAACAUCUUGGCACGCCUCAGGGACCGAGCCACGAACGUGAGUGACGAGGUUGCCGUGAAGACUGCUAUUGCCGCCGGCUUCAAGCAGACCGAGCACAACUUCCUUCAGCAUGCCAAGAAGACUGACGACAGCUCGGGCAGCACUGCCUGCACCAUGACUGUCUUCGGUCCUGAUGAGCAGAUGCGGCUGCGGCUGUUCAUGGCCAACUGUGGGGAUUCUCGGGCGGUGCUGUGCACCGGCGGUGGCACGGCUGUGCGUCUGACCGAGGACCACAAGCCCAAUUUGCCAGCAGAGAAGAAGCGAAUCGAGGCUGCCGAUGGAGGAGUGGUGGAAGUCGCGGGAAUAUGGCGGGCAGUGCUUCCCCAGAAGAAGCGCAUUCUGAGCAAGAUCGCCGGCCUCGCUGUGUCGCGGAGUUUUGGCGACAAGGACUUCAAAGGCCCCGACAUCGUGAGCGCCGAGCCGGAGAUCACCGUGCAUGAGGUGGACUGGGAUGCCGACGAGUUCGUCAUCCUUGCCACGGAUGGCGUUUGGGAUGUCCUCUCCGACAAAGACUCCGUGGCUCUGGUGCGGCAAUUCCUCCAGGACGGCUUGUCGGAGGAGAAAGCCGCGGAGGCCCUUGUGAAGCGGGCAAGGGAGAAGGAGAGUCAGGACGACUGUACAGCUUUGGUCGUUCGCUUUGCCUGGAAUUCCUCCAGUGCCGGCGCGAAAGCGCCAGCUCCCGAGGGUGAGGAGAAGGAAGACGGGAUGGCUGCAGAAGAACCCAUGGAGGUGGGCGAGGAAGGUGAGGAGGAGCCCAUGGAAGAUGACGAAGGUGAGGAGGAGGCUUUCGCGGCCAUGGCAGCUGCCAUGGCCGCGCAACCUGGCGCAGUGCAGGGCCCGGGAGAAGAAGACGAGGAAGACGCGGCUCCGGCACCCGAGGGCCCAUCGGCAGCGCAGCCACGAAAGGCGGAAACUCGGGACAUCUUCUCACAAGCAGCAGAUGGCGAGGCCGAGGAAAUGGACGAGGAGGCGGCCGGCCUCAAGCGAUGGGACAAAGCGCAGCCUUCCGAUACGCCCUUGGCCUCGGAGCUCUUCGAGGGCCUCGGGCCGACCCGGGAGGAGCUCCAUGAGCAGGGUGCUGCCCCUAUCGGUCCUGCUCUUCUUGGAGGCUUGUUGAAAGAUGUCGGCGACGACAAAGAGAAGGAGGCUACUGAGGAGCCCCAGAAGGAAGCCGUUGACGCCGACAUGGAUAUGUUUGGGUAG